Pseudonaja textilis is the source of this 738-nucleotide messenger RNA. Lineage: Eukaryota; Metazoa; Chordata; Lepidosauria; Squamata; Elapidae. The record is from RefSeq and is a predicted model, not a curated record.
CACCGUCGGCGCUCUCAAGCUCCCCCGUGGUCACUUGGCAACUCGCCCCUCCUCUCUCUCGCCGCCGCUGACCCUUCCGGCGACCCGUAGCAUGCCGCCCUCUGACCUUCGGCGGCGCCAGGGUGAAAGGGCGGACGGCCAUUUUGUGGCGGUUGGUCGCCCCUGAGGCCGGGGGCCCGGUCCAGCCAGGCCAGGCCGGGUCGGGUCGGGCGAAAUCCCCGCCGCCAUGUCGUCGUUCUCGGAGUCGGCGCUGGAGCGGAAGCUGUCGGAGCUGAGCAACUCGCAGCAGAGCGUGCAGACGCUGAGCCUGUGGCUCAUCCACCACCGCAAGCACGCCGGGCCCAUCGUCGUCGUCUGGCACCGAGAGCUCCGCAAGGCCAAAUCAAGUAGGAAGCUCACUUUCCUAUACUUGGCGAACGAUGUCAUUCAGAACAGUAAAAAGAAAGGACCCGAGUUUACGAAGGAAUUCGAAUCGGUGCUCGUGGAUGCUUUUUCACACGUGGCCAGGGAGGCAGACGAGGGGUGCAAGAAGCCCUUGGAGCGGCUGCUGAACAUCUGGCAGGAGAGGAGCGUCUAUGGCGGGGAGUUCAUACAGCAGCUGAAACUGUCCAUGGAGGACUCCAAUAGCCCCCAACCCAAAGGUAGGUCAAGCGUCCAUCAGGGCGGCCUGAUCCACCCAACGACGGGACGGAGCAUAACUGCUUCCGCCUUUCAGCCCCAAUCCAGGAGGCUUCACAG